Onychostruthus taczanowskii (white-rumped snowfinch) is the source of this 4148-nucleotide messenger RNA. It is a transcript of the gene CAMK2D, whose product is annotated as calcium/calmodulin dependent protein kinase II delta. NCBI's taxonomy places the organism in Eukaryota, Metazoa, Chordata, Aves, Passeriformes, Passeridae. The coding region runs from base 412 to 2070 and encodes 552 amino acids. Gene Ontology annotation, molecular function: calmodulin binding; ATP binding; calcium/calmodulin-dependent protein kinase activity. Gene Ontology annotation, biological process: protein phosphorylation. The record is from RefSeq and is a predicted model, not a curated record. The transcript has 24 exons. Gene Ontology annotation, cellular component: cytoplasm; neuron projection.
GGGCUCCUGCGCCGUCACGGCCCCUUGCCCGCGAGCGCGCCCGCACGCGCUUCCCGCGCUCGCACCGCCACCGCGCGCCCUCCCUCGCGCUCGGGCGAGGCGUGACGUCACAGGCGGCCACUGAGGAGCGGGGCGGGGGUGGGGGGGGCGCGCGCAGGUGCAUCCGCUUCCCUCAGGGCGCCUCCCGCCGCCGUCCCGGGGCAGCGCCCGGGGAAAGGGUGAGGGGAGGGGAGAGGGAAGACCGGAGGAGGGCGCGGAGGCAACGCCGUCACCAGAGGAGGCGGUGGCGGGGAAGAGGAGGAGAAGAAGCCGGCGCGGAGCCUCGCCUCAGCUCGCCUCGCCUCACAGCCCCUCCGCCGUCCCCGCCUCGCCGUCCACGGCCGCCGGAGUCACCGGCGGCCGCCCGUCCUCAUGAUGGCCUCGACCACCUGCACACGCUUCACCGACGAGUACCAGCUCUUCGAGGAGCUCGGAAAAGGGGCGUUCUCCGUCGUGAGGAGGUGUAUGAAAAUCACCACAGGACAAGAGUACGCUGCCAAAAUUAUCAACACCAAAAAGCUUUCAGCUAGGGAUCACCAGAAACUGGAGAGAGAAGCUAGAAUCUGUCGCCUCCUGAAGCAUCCUAAUAUCGUGCGGCUCCAUGACAGCAUAUCAGAAGAAGGAUUCCAUUACUUAGUCUUUGACUUAGUCACUGGAGGUGAAUUGUUUGAAGAUAUAGUUGCAAGAGAGUAUUAUAGUGAAGCAGAUGCCAGUCAUUGUAUACAGCAGAUUCUAGAAAGUGUUAAUCAUUGUCAUCUAAAUGGCAUAGUUCACAGAGACCUGAAGCCUGAGAACUUACUUCUAGCUAGCAAAUCCAAGGGAGCAGCAGUCAAACUGGCAGACUUUGGAUUGGCUAUAGAAGUCCAGGGAGAACAACAGGCUUGGUUUGGCUUUGCUGGUACUCCAGGAUACCUUUCUCCAGAAGUGUUACGAAAAGAUCCUUAUGGAAAACCUGUGGAUAUGUGGGCAUGUGGAGUCAUUCUGUACAUCCUCCUGGUGGGAUACCCUCCCUUCUGGGAUGAAGACCAGCACAGGCUUUACCAGCAGAUCAAGGCUGGUGCUUAUGAUUUCCCCUCCCCAGAAUGGGACACGGUGACUCCUGAAGCAAAAGACCUUAUCAAUAAAAUGCUCACCAUCAACCCAGCAAAACGUAUCACAGCAUCAGAAGCACUAAAGCAUCCAUGGAUCUGUCAACGUUCUACUGUUGCCUCUAUGAUGCACAGACAAGAGACUGUAGAUUGCUUGAAGAAAUUCAAUGCAAGAAGAAAACUAAAGGGGGCCAUUUUGACAACAAUGCUGGCUACCAGAAAUUUCUCAGCAGCCAAGAGUUUACUGAAAAAGCCGGAUGGAGUUAAGAAAAGGAAGUCCAGUUCGAGUGUUCAGAUGAUGAUAAACAACAAAACCAACGUGGUAACCAGCCCCAAGGAAAAUAUUCCUACCCCGGCGCUGGAGCCCCAAACUACAGUAAUCCACAACCCUGAUGGAAAUAAGGAAUCAACAGAGAGUUCCAACACGACCAUCGAAGAUGAGGAUGUGAAAGCGGGCAAGUCCAUGAGAAAUGCAAACUCAGAGAGUCAAUCGCUUGAGUCUGAGCUCUCCCACUCCACUCCUUCCUCUGUACUAUCUCGUAAGCAGGAGAUUAUCAAGGUGACUGAGCAGUUGAUUGAAGCCAUCAACAACGGGGACUUCGAAGCUUACACAAAAAUCUGUGAUCCAGGCCUUACGUCUUUCGAACCUGAAGCUUUGGGUAAUCUGGUAGAAGGGAUGGACUUCCACCGGUUUUACUUCGAAAAUGCUCUGUCCAAAAGCAACAAGCCCAUCCACACGAUCAUCCUGAACCCUCACGUGCACCUGGUGGGCGAGGACGCGGCGUGCAUCGCGUACAUCCGCCUGACGCAGUACAUGGACGGCAGCGGCAUGCCAAAGACUAUGCAGUCCGAGGAGACGCGCGUGUGGCACCGGCGCGACGGCAAGUGGCAGAACGUGCACUUCCACCGCUCGGGCUCGCCCACCGUACCCAUCAAUGCCUAGCGCAGAGGGAUCCCACCACGGCUCCAGCCCCUAGAUGCUACGCUAAAAAUAUCAGCGGUGCCGCUCUUGCAUUUUCUGUACCCAACGCACCUGGUUGAUUACCAUCUUGGCCAUCCCGUUCUCUUCAUGCAUGUUUCUGAGUGCAUGAAGUUGUGAAGGUUCUUCAUGUAACACAUUUGUGAUGCACCACGUUGCUGUAUAUUCCAUCUGUACACUGUUAACAUUUCAAUGAAGGUGAUGUUCCAUGCAAAUAGAGAAUAACAAGGUGUAAAAGACAAAAAAGAGAUAUUGGAUGGACAGCAGUAGACACACGAUACAUUUGUCACUUGCUCCAUUUAUGCCAAGUUUUGACAAACAACUUUAAAAUCUUAACGCGUUUAUUAAAAAAAAAAAGAAAAAAAAAAAGAAAAAGUAUGUUUUACCUUCUUUUUUUAAGAACUGUUUUUUGACUCCUCCUUUUCUCCUGAGUCCCAGGAUUUUGCUUUGGUUCUGGUAGGAAUGGUUAGGAUUUCCGCUGGCAGCUCCAUUACUGUAAAACAGAUUUUUAUCCUAGAUGGACAAAAUCACUGAUAAAUGGGGAAGUGUUAAUAUCUUGGCUUUGGACCAGCUGCAGCCUUCUUAGUUUAUUAGUCGAUGUAAACUGGAAAAAUCUCCUCAUUUGCUGGCCUGGCCACUCCAGAAUUAAGUGUCAGUGUUCUGGUGAGUCAGCAGCUUCCGUUUUCCUUUUGAGUCCUUUUCGCUUUCUUAUUUUGCUUAACUGAACGAUUCUGUUGGAUGAUUAAGCAAAAUUAAAAAUUGUAAGGAACUAAGUGAUAAUUGAGAGACAGUUUUUGAGGAUUAAAAUGGAAGGAAAGAGAAAGAUUUUUAUCGCUUUUAGGAUGUACUGUAAAUUUUUUAAGGAGGCUUUAAAAAAUAUAAUAUGUGGGUUAAUGUAUAGACCAGUUGUGUGGAUAAUAUACUUAAGAAAUAUUAGGCCUUAAAGCGAAGUAUGAAGAGUUUACUUACAUUACACUGCUGCUGUUGCUGCUCUGGAAAUGAAUUAUGGAGACACCGGUUUUCCGUGGGACCCUAACACUUUACCACAGGUUUGUGUGUCCCCCUCUUGCCCUCAAUCCGCUCGUGGUUUCUCAAGCUCCCCUGGCAGCAUUCAGUAAUGCUGCUGGGCUUGUCCCAGCUCCAGGCUGAGGGAGGAACGCUGUGCUGGCAGCAUGGAGCACAAACUUUGCAACAGGGACUAGUUCUCCUUCCCUCACCUUGCUGUAAAAAUACACCCGCGCAGGAAUUUCAGUUUCUUCCCUCCCGCUGUUCCAGGGAAGCCCAGGCUGGGCUGCUCCUGUUCUCCCUGUGGUUCUGUUAGCAGCAGGCUCCUGCUCCCUGCAGCGCUGUACAGUGCAUGGUAUCUGAGUCAGUGUCCUUUUCAGCCCUCCAAAAUUUACAACUCGGCAGCCGUAACUUUUUAAAAUGGGAAAGCUUCCUAAUUUGUAUCAUUUCACCUUUCUGUGUUGAUUACUAAUCAGAAGCAGUUCUUAAACAUGUUGAUGUUGUUACUAGUGGAUGUAUGGUAGAUGGACUUAAGCUUCUCUGAUAAUUACUACAUGAUUUUAAACAAUAUAUAUUUAAAGUAAGCAUCUACAAUAAAUGUGUUGAGCCAUAUUAACCUGCCAAUGGGAUCUGUGAAAAAAGUAAUGGCCUCAUUUUUUUCUCAUUAAUUUCUUUUCCUUUUUUUUUCUCUUUUUUUUCUUUUUUUUUUCCUUUUUUUUUUUUUUUUUUUUUUUUUUUUUUUUUUGUGAAGCGGCUAUAAGUGGCAUAACUGUAUUUAAAAUUAACAAAUUAGGUGUAGGGUGUUUUUUUAUACUUCUAUCAUAGCAUGUGGUGUUGAUGUAUUACUGUAGACCAAGUUUGUCUUCCACACCAAGACGUGAGGAACUUGUGAUUUGUUCUCUCCACCACGACUGAAUUAUACACUUCUGUCAUUUUGGAACACUGCAGUUUACCAUGGGACACAGUGUACAUAUUUCUUGCCAUAAUGGUAAAUGAUUGAUAUAUUUAAGGAUUAAUAAAUUUGUGAUUUCUGCUGA